AUGCGACCAAGCCAGCUGAUCGAGAGCACAAGGAGAAAAUAUCCCUUUUUGAUCAUGGUUUUGGAGUUUCAGAUGAUGGCAGGAUGGCAGCAUAGUUUGGAUGUGAGGGUGAGGCACAGCUUCACAGUAGGAUUACAGAGCGAGGACAGGGCCAGUGAGAGAUCUUGUGGCCCGUCGGAUCGGAGCGCAGCUUCAGUGCCAAACCAUCAGGCUGGAGCGGUGCUGUAUCAUCUGUCCAUCAGUCUUGCUCCCUCCCUGACCCAGAGAAACUUGGCCCUCAGAGUCCAAAGGUUUGACAACGGAUAUGAUUAUCAGUUCUCCUUUUGUCCUAAGAAAUUUCUCUGCCUUGGUAGUAACUGGAGCACCUUCAAGAUGAUGGUGGAAACUUUAUACAGAGCAUCCCAGACAAGCCAUGUCUCUGGGCAUCAUAGGACAACGUUUGAUGUGAAGAAAUUGCUGACCCUGUGGACCCUGCUAUGUGGUGGUGUUGUUGUGCUUCUUUGGGGGUUUUUCAGUUUCCCUAGAAAAUUUGGAACCACAAGAUUAAUAAGAAACAAGACAUGUGAUGAUGAAGCAAAGAUAUGCAUGAAUGCCUGGCAUAAAAUUAACCAGAACUGCUUCUUCCUUAUCCAACAUGAAAACUCAUGGCCCAUUGCAAAGCAGAACUGUGAAAAUUUAGAAGCACACCUGGCUAAGUUCAACAACAAGAAUGAACUGGAAGCUUUGAUGAGCCUUGUAAAUGAAGGAUCUUCAUAUUGGAUUGGACUGAACAAACGAAAUUUGGACACACUCUGGCUUUGGACAGAUGGAACAAAAUACAAUGAUUUGAAGGAAAUUCAUGAUUACGGAGAGUGUGCAUUCCUGCACAAACGGGGCAUAGACAGUACCACCUGUGAUGACCUGAGAGACUCUAUCUGUAUGAAAGUAGGCCAGUGUCCUUGAAGGUUUCUUCC
This is a messenger RNA of Microtus oregoni (creeping vole), 953 nucleotides long. Its product is annotated as early activation antigen CD69-like. The transcript has 6 exons. NCBI's taxonomy places the organism in Eukaryota, Metazoa, Chordata, Mammalia, Rodentia, Cricetidae. The record is from RefSeq and is a predicted model, not a curated record. The coding region runs from base 1 to 942 and encodes 313 amino acids.